Sardina pilchardus (European sardine) is the source of this 1666-nucleotide messenger RNA. RefSeq names its product centrin, EF-hand protein, 2 (gene cetn2). The transcript is spliced from 5 exons. The record is from RefSeq and is a predicted model, not a curated record. Bases 249 to 767 code for a protein of 172 amino acids. Gene Ontology annotation, molecular function: calcium ion binding. Lineage: Eukaryota; Metazoa; Chordata; Actinopteri; Clupeiformes; Clupeidae. Gene Ontology annotation, biological process: nucleotide-excision repair; mitotic cell cycle; centriole replication. Gene Ontology annotation, cellular component: centriole; centrosome.
AUGUUGAGAGUGUUGUAGCCUUGCCGACCGCGGACCACCAACAAAACUGGUCUGAUCAUAAUUUCUGGGCCGACGAUGACGACCCCUUGAGCGAACGUAAACAAAAUUGGCAAUCUGGAAAUGCAUUAAAUAUUACAGUUGUCACGUGCUUGAUCGUGCACAUUUACCAACCACACGUCGCGUGUACGUGAUUGUUUCGGUAGCAGAGGAUCAGCUGGCUUUUGCAUCGGUAGCCAUCUAGAUACAUAAUGGCCACCAGUGCCAAGAGGCCAUCACUCGGGGCGGUAGCUCCACGCAAGAAAACUAGCCCCAAACCUGAACUGACAGAGGAACAGCGGCAGGAGAUACGGGAGGCAUUUGAGCUCUUUGAUACAGAAGGCUCUGGUCACAUUGAUGUGAAGGAACUGAAGGUGGCCAUGCGAGCACUGGGGUUUGAGCCCAAGAAGGAGGAGAUCAAGAAGAUGAUCACAGAAGUGGAUAAGGAAGGCACUGGAAAAAUCUCUUUCAAUGAUUUUCUCUCGGUUAUGACUCAGAAGAUGGCUGAGAAGGAUUCUAAGGAGGAAAUCCUUAAAGCUUUCCGAUUGUUUGAUGAUGACGAGACGGGUAAAAUAUCAUUCCGCAACCUCAAGAGAGUGGCCAAAGAACUGGGAGAGAACCUCACAGAUGAGGAACUGCAGGAAAUGAUUGAUGAGGCAGACAGAGAUGGAGAUGGGGAGGUGAACCAGCAGGAGUUCUUUCGCAUCAUGAAGAAAACGAGCCUGUACUGAUCAGCCGAGUCUCUAUCUUCAGUGGCAGGGGCAGGGGGCAUGUAGUGUCAUUAGUCCCCUGUGGUCACUACUACACCUGUGCUGUGCACUGAGGUCGUUUACAAUGAUAACAUUACAAAUUGUAUUAAAUCUGACAUUCCCAUUCAAAACUCAUCAGUUAUACAGUAUGUUUGCAUUUAGCCCCAUAUACUGUUUGCCAAGUACUGUUAUGGGAAGCUCUGGUUAAAUACAUUGCAAGUCAGUGUAUAAAACCAUUUGCUUAAUAUCAUGCCAAGUGUUGGUAAACAAUAUGUGUCAUGAUCUGGUUUGCUCAAUGGCUGAUGUUUAAAAUUGCAAAGCACAGCUGUGUCAUUUUCAGUGGACUUCACUCCCAGAAACAUUUUGGGGUAUCCUACAGUGCCUACAUCUGCUCUGGAACAAAAGAAAACCUGUCUGUUGGUCCUAAACACAAAGAUCUCAUGCCAUUCCUGAUGUUCACAAAUAUAUCCCAGUCUUAUAGUAACAUGAAAGACGAUAGUUAUAUGAUAAGAGAUACAAUAGUACUUUUUUCCCUCACUGAAUUCUGGCUGCUUGAAUUUGUAUUUUUGCUUGCCGUUGUGUGUUCAGGGAGUAAGCUCUGUAUUUUUACAGCUGACCUCAUCCUUGUGCCUAAAUUGUGCCAGAGGGUGUCUGUAAGCUUCAGGGAGGCCCCCAUAUCUCCUGUCCCUUAGCACUGGCCUCUACAUACUUUAAUCUGUAAUGUUAAGUGAUGCUGUGUGUGUGUUUUCUUAUAUGUACUGGAUAUUCUUGCACCCUCUUUGUAUUUGUACACCUUUGCCCUUGAGUACUGAAUGUUUUGUAUUUGACUGCAUAAGCAGUUAGAAUUCUAAGUAUAAAUAUAGCAGUUACUUAAGCAGUUA